Branchiostoma floridae (Florida lancelet) is the source of this 2713-nucleotide messenger RNA. Its product is annotated as cytochrome P450 2U1-like. The record is from RefSeq and is a predicted model, not a curated record. Gene Ontology annotation, molecular function: iron ion binding; heme binding; oxidoreductase activity, acting on paired donors, with incorporation or reduction of molecular oxygen, reduced flavin or flavoprotein as one donor, and incorporation of one atom of oxygen. Lineage: Eukaryota; Metazoa; Chordata; Leptocardii; Amphioxiformes; Branchiostomatidae. Gene Ontology annotation, biological process: xenobiotic metabolic process. The transcript has 7 exons. Gene Ontology annotation, cellular component: intracellular membrane-bounded organelle; cytoplasm. The coding region runs from base 186 to 1505 and encodes 439 amino acids.
CCGCACAGUUGGUAACGUCUUUAGUUGGCGAAAACGUGAUCUUACAGACGUCUCUGGUCCUUCUACUGGUGUUCGUGGUGACUUCAUGGUUCUUCAGCACACCUAAGAACCUUCCACCCGGCCCAAGAGGAUUGCCUGUCGUCGGUAAUAUCUUCUCUCUCGCAACGGGUCACCGCGCUGUGACGAUGACCGAAUGGGCGAAGACGUACGGACCUGUUUACCGGAUACAGCUGGGGAGGGAAACGAUGGUUGUACUCUCCGGAUAUGACGUCAUGCACGAGGCUUUCUUGAAGAGAGGAGAAGACUUUUCCAGCAGACCAUUUAAUCCAAUAGUUGCCCUUAUCAACCCCAAGAGGAUAGGUAUCCUCGGGGCUCCUUUCGGCACUCCAUGGAAAGAGCACCGGAAAUUUACGCUGAUGUCUCUGAGAGAGUUCGGGUUCGGGAAAAGAAGUUUGGAGGGGAAGAUCCUGGAGGAGUCGGUCGCUCUACAAGCAGAGAUUGUGAAGAUGGGAAACAAACAGUUCGACAUUAGCCGUAUGGUCCAGAAUGCCGUCACCAACGUGAUCUGUUCUAUUGUGUUUGGAUGCAGGUUCGAAUAUACCGACGGCAAGUUCAAACACUUGAUGGAUGCCCUUGACCGAGCAUUUGCCACAAACCUUUUCGGCCAACUGGCCGUCUUUUUCCCAAUCUUGCGACGUGUUCCAGGAUUGGGACGAGGUGCACAAAUCAUAGUUGACGCAGUGGGUACCAUUAAAGCCUAUAUAAGAGAAGAAAUGGACUCCCACAAGAAGACAUUCGAUUCCAAUGACAUCCGGGACAUUAUCGACACGUACGUGAGGGAAACCAAAUCUCGCGAGGAUGACGACGAGACCACGUUCACUGACGAGAACACAGAAAGGGUGCUGUUUGACUUGUUCAUCGCUGGGGCGGAAACAACCUCCACUACUCUGUACUGGGCGUUUCUGUACAUGAUUCUCAACCCGGACAUCCAACAAAAGGUUCAAGACGAGAUCCACUCCGUGCUCGGACACGACAAGCCGCCGUCCACCGCCCACCGUGCCCAGAUGCCGUACACUGAGGCCGUCCUGACCGAGGUGGCUCGCAUCGGCACCAUCCUACCGACAAGCGUCUUUCACGCCACGUCACGUGACACCAGUUUCCAUGGAUACGACAUUCCCGAAGGCACUACGGUCAUGCCCAACCUGUGGUCCGUCCACCACGACCCGGAACAUUUCCCGAACCCAGGAAAGUUCGACCCCGGCCGCUUCCUGGACGCUCAGGGACGGUACCAGAGGGACGACCACGUCAUGCCGUUUGGUAUCGGCCCACGCAUGUGCCUGGGGAAGCAGCUGGCAGAGAUGGAGCUCUUCGUGUUCUUCACUUCCCUGCUGCAGCACUUCACCUUCAAACUGCCAGAGGGCGCUGCCAAGCCAUCCACCACGGGGAUUAACGGUAUCACCCAUUCGCCCAAGAACUUCAAACUUCAAGCUGAACCACUGGCUUAGUGUCAUUGCCAUAAUGUUACCUUCUGAAAAUAUGCUAUCAUUUUUACAAUAAUGUAAAUACAAUGUUCCAAUGUUUUAUUCAUUAAGGAUCUCGCGAACAAUACACCUGAAGCUCGUCGUUACAACAUUUAAAAAUAUUUUAACACCCUGCUUAAUAUAGUACAAUAAUUGAUUAAAAUCAUGUUGAAAAAUCAUACUGAAGUAACAAACUGUGCGGAUAGUGGCUAAAUAUUGAUGUACUACUAAUACACCGUUUGCUACAGUGUUUGGUUAAUGUAUACAUGGUAUAUACCAAGCUAGCGUGACGUUGGCACGGCAAAUUUAUCUUUAAGUGGGCAAAGUACUAGUAUUCUGCAAAUCAAAAGGGCAAAACACAAGCCUUUAAUUUCGUGUCAUCUAGAAUAAAUAUAAAUCCGAUUGAAAAUGUUGUGCCUGUCGACCGUAGCCUAAAUAAUUUCUUUAUUGGCCGCUGGCAAAGAGUAUUAUAAUGAAUGAAUGAAUGAAUGAAUGAACGAAUACCUUUAUUGUACAGUUUUGCUCUUCCGAGCUAAGUACAGGUCACAACAAGUCAAACAUAUAUACACAUAAAAGUAUCACAAAUCUUGUCUAACACAGAAGUUUGGCUUCUUCUCGCUUCUUGGUAACGGUGAAAAUGUAAGACUGCAUGAGUUUAUUAACUAUCAUAAUGGUUGGUUUAUCAAAACGCAUGAGGAAUAUAAACUUGUCAGUACUACUCAUGUGUCUAAAAUGAGAGAAUCUACUUACUAUGUAAUUGAAUAGAGUAUUUCUAUCAUUGGCAUACAUAUCAAUGAUGAUGUUUUGAUUCUGAUGCCAUAUAUAUGAUUUUCAAGCAGACAGGGACAGGACCAACCACCAAAACCGCAUUUUUGUACCAAGACAGUUGAACUUUACAGGCGACAUUUGCCCAUUCCAAAUUGCCCAACUUUUACGAUGAUACGACGAUCACACGAACUGUAUGUGACCGCGCCCUAAGAAGUCCACACCAUGAAAAUCUUAGGACAGUCCAAGACGUACUUGACCGUACCGGAAUGAAAGUUGUGUAGAAGUAAAUUUUUCGUCAAGAAAACUUUCCAUUGUCGACGAAUAUCAGACCUUCUUUUAUUACUAUUCAUGAUUACGUCAGUGGUAUUGUCUGUGUGGACUGAUUGUUUAUUUUAUCAUGAUCACAAUAAAACAUUACGCAUUGA